AUGGUGCAUCGACCGCAGUCACUGUCGUCGAAAGACGGCUUUGGCUGUCGAGAUCGAUCCCGUUCUGUCGCGCCACGUACCUACUGUCGUUCGCAUCGUCGCUACCCUUCGUCCCUUCGCAAAAGGACGAUAGCAGCUCCCUGGUGUACGUUGUCCACUAUGUCAACUCUACGCGGACACAAAGCACGGAUAACGAUUGCGUUGUUUGACGCCGAUCGAUACCGAGAAGACGCCGCAGAUGCAACUCCGUACGAUCCUACGUCGAAAGGAGUGAAUUCUGCUGUCAAACGCGCGAUAGAAAACGCAUCAGGACUUCUUAGAGUCCGUUAUGACGCAUUGUUUGUCCUUUCGUUCGAAACCCAGGAGAAUUGCGAAGAACUCCAACAAGAAGUCGACCGCUUCUGGAAUGAACAACAAGGCGAGAAGCUUAUGAAGACGCGCAAAUCCUUAUUACAACUCUGGAUGCGCAACUUCUUAUAG
Messenger RNA from Ostertagia ostertagi, 480 nucleotides. NCBI's taxonomy places the organism in Eukaryota, Metazoa, Nematoda, Chromadorea, Rhabditida, Trichostrongylidae. The record is from the annotation of a GenBank genome assembly.